AUGUCGGCCCCCACUCAACCUACCCUUGAUGUUGUUAGCAAGGCCAUUGGGCUAGCAAGCCAGGUUACACCUGCAAUUCCGGUAGCAGGUGGAGCAAUUACUGCCUGUCUCAAGGUAGCCGAGGGCCUGUUGAAUCUGGUUUCGACUGCAGAGGACAACAAAGAGGAGCUACCAGCUUUAAUCAGCCAAUUAAAUGCAGUGUGCAGCAUUCAGGCAGAUGGGAUACCAGAUGCAGAGUUUCAACAAUCAGUCUCUCUUCUUAAGAGCAAAGUAGAGCCUACACUCAAGGAGUGUGAUGUUCUCCUGCAGAAGAGCCAGAAGAAGAGAUAUACAAUAAUAAGCUCAAGCAUCUCAAUCCAAAUCAAACGGAUCAAGAAAAACCUUUAUACUGAACUCCUACAAUUUAUGAAUGGAAAUGUUAUAGCAUUAACUAAGCUGAUAUACAAAAUUGACACGGAGAGUAAGGAAGUCUAUAGUCUGUGCAAAGAUAUAUAUGCUCAUUAUUAA
This is a messenger RNA of Mycena indigotica, 507 nucleotides long. RefSeq lists its product as uncharacterized. The transcript is spliced from 4 exons. NCBI's taxonomy places the organism in Eukaryota, Fungi, Basidiomycota, Agaricomycetes, Agaricales, Mycenaceae. Bases 1 to 507 code for a protein of 168 amino acids. The record is from RefSeq and is a predicted model, not a curated record.